This is a messenger RNA of Aspergillus calidoustus, 471 nucleotides long. NCBI's taxonomy places the organism in Eukaryota, Fungi, Ascomycota, Eurotiomycetes, Eurotiales, Aspergillaceae. The record is from the annotation of a GenBank genome assembly.
AUGGCACAAAUCACCUCCGCACCACCUACUGAGGUGAGCCAACCAUUACAACAGGUUCUCAAUGUCUGGAAUCGCAUCCGAGUGAACAGCCCCAUCUAUGAUUUCCUACUUCGCGACGUGGACAUUUAUCAUGCCGAAGAGGGCACCUUCACUGCCAGAAUCCAGGUUGCUUCCAAGCACCUGAAUUCGAAAGGCGGGUUGCAUGGCGUCUUCUCUGCCUGCGUCACUGACUGGGCUGGCGGUUUGGCAAUUGCCUCAUGUGGGCUUGAAUCUACAGGCGUCAGCACAAAUAUCAAUGUCAGCUAUCUUUCGUCAGCGGCCGCUGGUGACUGGCUGGAAAUCCAAGGCCAUGCUAAUAAAGUUGGGAGAAACCUUGCCUUUACCACAAUAGCCAUCUCGAAAUGCACGAGCUCAGGCGAGACCACCCUGGUCGCUCAAGGAUCUCAUACCAAAUACCUUGCCCGACGGUGA